Molecule: messenger RNA, 4073 nt
Organism: Phymastichus coffea
Lineage: Eukaryota; Metazoa; Arthropoda; Insecta; Hymenoptera; Eulophidae
Gene: Mfap1
Product: microfibrillar-associated protein 1
Exons: 5
Coding region: 435-1829 (464 amino acids)
Biological process (GO): mRNA splicing, via spliceosome
Cellular component (GO): U2-type spliceosomal complex
Molecular function (GO): RNA binding
Source: RefSeq, a predicted model, not a curated record
CUAAUAUAUCGUCGCCAAUCGCUAUUACUUUCUCUUUUUCUCGCCAUGUUGGCAUGUUGCCUAUGUCAUUUGACGUUUGUUUUUCUAUCUACGGUCUAUAGAGAAAUAUAUGUAGUUGUUCUGCUGUAGCUACUGGCUGUAUGGAUAUAAUGGUGCUGACUCUGGUGGUAGAUAGACAGUCUGGGCAUUUUGUAUUACAUACAACCAAGUAACCGUAGUAAAUAACAAAUUUAAAGUGGAUCUCAAAUUCUUGGACAAUGGAAAAAAUUGUUCUUGUUGCCGAUGUAUAAAUCAAAAUCUACUCAACUUACUUAAGGUAUUUCGAGGUAAAUAAGAAUUUUCAAAUACUUGACUCAUAGUGGCCUUUACUGAGUUUACAAGAUGACUAAAAUAAAUAUAUAGUCUUAUAAGUUCCAUUAGAAAGAAUAGAUACCAUGAUGAUGGACUAUUUUGUGGCAAAUAGCGCCUUAACCCCGGCGCCUACGGGUAUUCAAAGUACAGCAGGUGCUGUACCCGUAAAAAAUGAUAAGGGUGAAGUAUCGAUGAAGAAAGUGAAGGUCCAUCGUUAUGUAUCCGGUAAAAGGCCAGAGUAUGCACCAACUGCCAGCUCUGACGAGGAGUCCGAAGAGGAUGAUUUUUUGGAAAGAAGAGGACGUGACUACGAUGAGUCGGAGCAAGCUCCGGAUGUCCCAGAAGUUGAAGACGAUAUCGAGGAAAGAGAAAAGGAUGAUCCUAGGCUGAGACGACUGACAAGGUUGGAAAGAGAAAGAGAAAAAGAAGACGACAAUAUUGAGGAAGUUCGAGAAAGACGAAGACGAGUCGAGGAACCUGAAGUAUUGAUUACAGACGUCGAGGAAACACCUAGAGAGCGCAUCAAGUUGGAUAGUUCAGAAUCAUCUGAUGAGGAAGAAUUGUCUGAAGAUGAAAUUGAGAGGAGGAGAGAAUCAGUUAGAAGGAAAGCCUUGCAGCGUAAAGAAGCAGAAGAAGAAUUGAUAAAAGAAGAUGACGAAGAGGAAAAGUCUGGUGAAAGUUCAGAAUCAAGUUCAGAGUAUGAGGAAUAUACAGAUUCAGAAGAGGAAACAGGACCACGAUUGAAACCCGUGUUCGUCAGAAAGAGCGACAGAGUAACGGUUUUGGAAAAAGCUAAAGAGGCCGAAAAGAAGAAACUCUUGGCAGCAGAGGCUGAAAAAUUGGCAGAGCACAGGAAAAAAGCGUCCAAAAAGUUGGUCGAAGAAUGCGUCAGGCAAGAGCAGCAAGUCAGAAGUAGUAUGUAUGAAAAUGAGGGACAUAUCAAUGACGUUGUUACAGAUGACGAAAACGACGAGUUAGUAUACGAGGCAUGGAAGCUGCGUGAACUGAAAAGAAACAAACGAGAUCGUGAAGAACGAGAAACGCGAGAGAAAGAACGCGCUGAGAUCGAACGAUUAAGAAAUAUGACUGAAGAAGAACGCCGUGCAGAGGCUCGAUUAAAUCCCAAAACAGUGACGAAUAAAGCGGCCAAAGGAAAAUACAAAUUCUUGCAAAAGUACUAUCAUCGCGGUGCGUUCUACCUGGACAAAGAUGAUCAUAUCUAUAAGCGAGAUUUUUCUGGGGCAACGUUGGAAGAUCACUUUGAUAAGACCGUAUUGCCUAAGGUAAUGCAAGUCAAAAACUUUGGGCGUAGCGGAAGAACGAAAUAUACCCAUUUAGUAGAUCAAGAUACAACGCAGUUCGAUUCACCAUGGAUCAGUGAAACUGCACAUAAUUUGAAAUUUUAUAAUAAUCAAGCAGCAGGAGUUAAACAAAUCUUUGAUAAACCCACACUCAAGAAGAAGAAAGCAGAUAAUUAACGUUUUAAAUAAUGUUUAUUUUUUCAGCUAAGUUGAUAUUCACAUUAAGCUAUUAUAGUAUAGGUAGUGAGUAAUUAUUGGAAAGUAAAUGGAAUUACGUGUGAGUUAGGUUAUUUGUAACUUUAUGUAAUCUUUUCAUGUGUAAAUACGUGUAAAGAACUUCUCCCAUUCAUACUUGCAUUCGAUUUUUCCACGGUUAUUUUCACUGAAUCAUUGUUAUUUUUUCAAUUUUCAAGAAAAUCUCAAAUAAAAUAUUUUUCCUGUAUAAUAGAUGUAAUCUUACAUUUAAUAAUUUGACAAUACUAAAGAAACUAUAUAUAUUGCAAGUGUAAGUAAUAGAUUCAAUCAAAAUAUUAAUUUUUACAUUUUUCAAUAAGUUAUUGGGUUAUUAAUGUGAGAUUUGCAUUAUCAGAAUGAAGCAAUAUUACUUAAAGUAAAAGAAAAAUCAAAAAAAAAUUAGCGAACAUACAGAUAGACUCUAAAAUUAUGUAAGAAAAGAACCAUCAAUUAUUGACUAUUAUUUAAGUCAUAUUAUCAUUUAUGAGCAAAUACUCUACAAGUGUGGAAAAAAAGUCAAUUAUUUAUUAAAACCAUUAUUUAAUAAAGUUACUAUCCAGAAGCGAACACGUAUGUUUGUCAAUUUUUUUCUUGAUUUUCUUUUUAGCUUAAGUAAUAUUGUUUGAUUCUAAUGAUGCGAAUCUUACAUCAAUAACCUAAUGAAAAAUAGAACAUGUCAAUAUUUUUUAAUCUAUUAAUUACAUUUACAACAUAUAUAGUAUACAAGCCAUCAUUUUAUUAAUUUUACUUCAUUCCUAACUUUCUUUUGACCAUAAUUGUACUUCUUUUUUUCUACUUUAAUUUCAUUAAAGGUCUGUGAUUUUUUGAAAUGGCAAUUUAUUAUUAAAUAUUAAAAGGUUUAAUUAUUCUUAGUAAAAUUCAAUGUAUGAUAAAAAAUGAAAUACUAAGUAAAAUAAUUUUCUAUGUAUUUAUUUACAUAAAUAUAUUUAUUCACUAAAUUGUAAAAUUAAUUUUUAAAAUGUUUUGCUAAAAAUUAAAUGGCACACAUGCUAUUGCACACCUGAUAUGGUAGCUUUAUGGAGAUAGCACUACUUUUUCAUAGCUCUUAUAUUAUAUUUUUUAUCAUGUAUAAAUUAAAUUUUUUAAAUGUGGCGACCUACUAGAUAAAUGAAAUUGCUAUACAUGACAAAAGUGUAAACUUACUUAUUUUAAAGGAAGAUUAAUAUUGUUAUUUGUUACUUUUUUUUAUUAACGAAUUAAUAAUAAUUACGUAAAAUUGAAUUAUAUAAAAACAGGUAUCAAUUCACAUUUACACUCACCUAUAUAUAUAUACUUUCAAUAGUUGGUACAAUUUCUACGAGCAGCAAUAAAAUAUGUCACAAGCAUUGGUUGUGAUAAAAUAAUGAAAAAGAGCACACUCGAUUAAUUAGCAGCAGAAAAGAAGCGGAAAGAGUUCAAAAAAUUAAAAGUAGUUUACGCAGCUAUCUACUCGCAAUCCGUGAACUGGUAAUUAAGUUACAACUGAAUAGAUAUAAAAAAAAUAGUUGAAAACAAAAUGGAUGUAAAAAAUGAAAGUGAAACUAUUGUUGAUUAGUUGGUUGUAAUUCGACGUCCGUGUCUUGGUGGGAAAGAACGGAAUGCUCCUAUCUAAUAACACAUAUCUCUCGUAGUAAACUUCUUAAUAUGAUUAAGGUAUAUUUUUGGUUUGACUUUUAUCAUCAUCUAAGUAAAAACAAAAAAAAGUUAAUGACAAAGUAUGCACAUUUCAAAUUUUAUUAUUUGUCAAUUUUAUUAGUAAUAAAAGUUAUCUAUAAUUAUCUGCAAAAAUUUAUUGUGACGUGUAUGGUAUUUUUUCCACUAAAAAUAGGAAAAGAAAAAUAAGCAUGUGCAAAUCGAUACAGCAAUAAAACCAUAAGUUAUUAUUAUGAACAAAUGCUCAAUCAAGAUUAUAAAAAAGCUGUAUAUCAUUACAUAUUAAUAUAUACGUAUCAUUCCUGCCCGAACUACGACAAUCCUACUAAAUCAAGAAGCAACGAUUGCAAUAGAAACUCUUCUUAGUAAUUUACUCUAACCAUACUUCUAAAUUUGCGUAAAAUUUACAGGCAAUGCAAACAUCCACAGUUGUGUGAGUCUCGUCAAAUUUUCAAGUGGCAAUAAGCUUCUAAUUACAUCUGUUUCGCUCCUGUACCAUUGAUUUUACAAAUACUGACAUACACUUCAUUGUUG